This is a messenger RNA of Pyricularia pennisetigena, 645 nucleotides long. RefSeq lists its product as uncharacterized. Bases 1 to 645 code for a protein of 214 amino acids. The transcript has 4 exons. The record is from RefSeq and is a predicted model, not a curated record. NCBI's taxonomy places the organism in Eukaryota, Fungi, Ascomycota, Sordariomycetes, Magnaporthales, Pyriculariaceae.
AUGCCUAAUGUCGAACCUGGUCAGACGCCGCCCCAGUUGCCACCACCACCUCGACGGCAGCAGGCUGAGGCCAAUUCAAGGACAAACUUCCUUCCUGCAGAAGUCUCCCAGGCUCUGAGCUUUGGAGCUUUGACAGGAACUGCCGGUGCGCUUGGUGGAGCUAUCAUUGCCGUAUCACGUCACCGCCCAGCCUUGAUAUCUGCCGUACUAGGAGGCGCUUACUGGUUUACUGCAGGCUCUGUGUUCAACGGUUCGAGAUCAGCCAUAACUGCAGCCUAUGGAGCGCGGGACCUGAGCGGAAAGGAGAAGAUUGUAAUCAGCGGUGCCGCUGGCGCUCUUGCUGGCACGGCGCAAGGAGCGCUGGCCACGGGUAUACGCUCUAGUCCACCGGCAGCCUUGGCCUUUAUGGUUCUCGGUGCAGGUGGUCAGGCUGUUUCAAACAAAUUGGCUGCGCGAGAGCCGACGCCAGCGUCAAAGCGAGAUUGGUUGUCUGCCAAAUGGAGUCCCCUCACUCCUCUUACUGACCAGGAGUAUGAGCACAUGCUCCAGGAAAAGAUACUAAAGCUAGAUGCAGAAAUCGCCUUGGUAGACGAUAACAUUGCGGUCUUGCGAGAAAAGCAAAAGUCCACCAGGAAUCAGAAAUAG